AUGGACACUGGCACUUACCCUAGUGAGUGGAAAACUAGCUUCAUAAUUCCACAUUACAAAUCUGGUGAUAAGGCAAACGUCCGCAAUUACAGACCCAUAAAUAUAACCCCAGUUAUCUCACGAAUCAUGGAGAAAGUUGUAAAAGAUCAAUUGUCAGACUACCUAAUUAGGGAAGAUCUUGUUACAAGGUCUCAACACGGAUUUCUCAAAAAUAGAUCCUGCGUUACUUGCCACUUCGACUUUUUCAACUGCAUCACUAGUAGUCGCGAAGCACGUAAGCUAGUCGUUGUUCUCUACUUCGAUAUAUCUAGGGCAUUUGACAUGGUAUCUCACAGUAUUCUCUUUGAGAAGCUGUACUCUUGUGGAAUUCGCAACCCAUUACUGAACUGGUUAAAAUCAUUUCUAAGCAACAGGGUACAAAUAACCAAAGUUGGAUCUGUAUUGUCUCAUCCUAGGCAGAUCUCAAGUGGGGUCGUGCAAGGUAGUGUCCUAGGUCCACUUUUAUUCACAGUCUACAUUAACAGCAUUUGCAAGUGCUUCACCUCAGGUAAACCAUUCCUAUAUGCUGACGACCUCAAAGUCGUCUACUCCUGCUACACUCAUGAAUUAAGCGAUAUGGUAGCUAAAAUACAUCUUGAACUAAGUAGUCUUGCAUCAUGGUGUGCCGAUUCCUGUCUAAAUUUUAACAUUGACAAAUGCGGCUGGAUUUGUAUUGGCAACAGUAACCUUGAUCUAACUCUUGAAAUAAAUGGGCGAAAACUAGCUAAGCUCAACUCAGUCGUAGAUCUCGGUAUUAGAUACUCUAGUAACCUAACGUUCGCUGAACAGACUGAUUAUGCCAGACGUAAAACGCGAAGGCUGAUAGGAUGCAUAACACGCAAUUUCUUUUGUUGUGAAACUAGGGUUUUAUUAUACAAAGUAUGUGUCCGACCUAUCUUAGAAUACUGCCCGUUUAUUCUUAGCGGACUAAGACAAAAUGACAAGCUUAAAUUAGAGGGAGUGCAACGGCAGUUUACCUCAAGAACUCUUGGUUUAGAAAGUGGUCUGGAAUACCAUGAGCGAUGCGAAAGACUAAGAUUAGAACCCCUCUGGAAAAGACGCCUUAAGCUAAACCUUAUCUUUUACUACAAGCUAACUAAUCUUCUCUUGCAUUCCUCCGAGCCAAUAACUAAACCUACCGCUGUCAUCAGUUACAAUCUUAGAAAUCAUCACAACCUAGCUGCUAUGGAGCACUGUCAGACUUACGUGCGGUACAACUUCUUCUUAAAUAAGUUUUCAGUCAUUUGGAAUAGACUACCAGCUAAUGUGCGCGAUGCAAACACACUUCCAGUGUUCAUCUCCUCAGUCACCAGACUACUCAAAGAUGACAAUGCACUUUUGCGCCUGACUCUUACACCUUCUUUUUCACCCUACAUAGAUAUUUUAAGUUCUUUAAAC
Molecule: messenger RNA, 1437 nt
Organism: Trichobilharzia regenti
Lineage: Eukaryota; Metazoa; Platyhelminthes; Trematoda; Strigeidida; Schistosomatidae
Source: the annotation of a GenBank genome assembly